This is a messenger RNA of Hydractinia symbiolongicarpus, 1692 nucleotides long. RefSeq names its product sorting nexin-5-like. Bases 67 to 1155 code for a protein of 362 amino acids. The record is from RefSeq and is a predicted model, not a curated record. Gene Ontology annotation, molecular function: phosphatidylinositol binding. The transcript has 14 exons. Lineage: Eukaryota; Metazoa; Cnidaria; Hydrozoa; Anthoathecata; Hydractiniidae.
AAAGUCUUAUUCAAAUUAACUUGGAAUGUAAUAAAACAAUUAUUUUAGUGUAUAUUAACAAUUGAAAUGGAAUUAAAAUAUAAUAUAACUAUCUCAGAUGCAAGUAAAGAUGGAGAAAUUGUAAAAUUUACUGUUCAAACAAAAAUAAAGGAAACUGAUGAGAGUGAGGGAGGUAAAAUCGUGUUCCGUCAAUAUGAAGAUUUUGAAUAUUUGUUGCAUUGUUUAACCACACGGAAUGACACAUCUGCGAUCAUUAUCCCUUCUCUUCCUCCUAAGCCUGCUGCUGUGCCAGCAAAUGCGGAAAGUAAAGUGAAUGUUAAACAAAACGUUUCCCGAACGAUUGGUGGCGAUGAGUAUUAUAAAGAUUGCAAGCGAUUACAAAAAUUUAUCCAAGAUCUAGCAAACCAUCCAUUGUUCAAAGAUGACGAAAACCUUGAAAAGUUCCUUACUGAUGAAGAACCACCUGUUAGAGCAGCUGUAAAGCGUGGAUUAUUGGACUCGUUUGUUAGUAUCGUCGAUAAUGCUCGUUUCCAACAUCACAAGGAUGUGGAUGAUGAGUUUCAGAAGAGAAGAGAUAACACAAAUAGUUUGUUGUUAAACAUGAAACAAUGCCAUGUGAAUAAAGGUAAAAUGCUAGCUGCAGAGAAUAGUUUUGCAAAUCAUUUGGGAACCACAGCGAUGACUGCUCGAAACUCUGCAACUGUUGAUAUUCAAAAUUCGAAAAUUCUAACUAGGUUUCUUGGACAAUUUUCUGAUGUUUUAGAUGAACUGCAGUUAAAAUCUGAGAAGACAUCGUUUAUCACAGAUGACACAGCUGGUUCCAUUAUAGAGUUGUAUGCUCGAAAUCUGCAGUCAUGCCAGGAUAUGUUAUUUCGACGAACGUGCAAACUUGUCGAAUCUGAGAAUGCGGCGAAAGCUCUAGAGAAGGCCAAACCGAAAAAUCGACAACAAUUGUUGACAGCCAAAGAAGAUGCUGACAAAGUAUUUGAUGAGGUUUCGGAUAAAGCUGGAACAGAGUUCAAACGAUUCACAGAACAGAGAAUACAGAACUUUCAAACUGCCUUAAGUGAGCUUGCCGACCGCCAUAUUGAAAAUCAUCAAGAUACAUGCGAACUACUAAAGAAAGCUAUCACUGAACUAAAGGACGUAGCGUAGAUUUUGCUUGCUAAGAUCAUAUUUUUUAUUGUCUUUGUUUGUUUCCUUUGUUUUUGUAUUUUUUUUAAUUCGUCACCAGUGGCAAAUAAAAGACAAAUGUUUUUAUCGCGUGAAGUCCAAUGUUUUUUUGUGUGUCUUUCUUUGUUUUUUUAUUUCUUGUAAUAGAGAGUUUUACAAUCUAGAAUACGUGGAGUUUGUGUUGAAUGUGAUGUGCGUACAAUCAGUUCAGAAACUCUUGAUCACACAUGACUUUGAAAUCCUGCAUUUUUUUGUAUUUGUUUGUUUUUAAGUUUCUUUUGCCAGUUAUUUUCUGUUGUUUGAAUUACUAAAUACAUAUUUUUCGCAAUUAUAAUAUAAUUUAAGGUAAUUAUAAAUGUGAAAUUUGAUAAAUUUCGUGCCUAACCUAGCAAAAAAUUUUAAAAAGAAAAAUGAGCACGAUUUAAAACUUUAUUUUUUUAUACCACAUGUUUGAAUUGAAAUAGUACGUUACUUUCUAGUGUUGUAUAUAAUUUUCAAAAAUAUAUCAAUCACAUUAAA